Cuscuta campestris is the source of this 786-nucleotide messenger RNA. The record is from the annotation of a GenBank genome assembly. Lineage: Eukaryota; Viridiplantae; Streptophyta; Magnoliopsida; Solanales; Convolvulaceae.
UUUCAUUUUCAACGGAGAGUUACAAUUGAUUUGGGAGAGUAUUUAAGAAUCAACAUUUCAAAGAGUCCCUCCGACCUCUACCCAUUAAAAUAAUUAAAUGCUCAGUCUCGCGCCUCUCAUCUCAAAACACUCCAAUCAUUCUUCAUCUUCGGCGGCCCCCCCUAGAGAGAGAUCAGAGAUGGGAAAGCACAUGAGAGAAGCCAAGAUCGCCGGCGACGUGGCGGUGAUAGAGCUACCGCAGCCCACAAUCGGCGUUCGCACCCGCGCCAGAAUCCUAGCAUUACUGCGCCGACAAUCCUCCGCCCCGCCCUCAAGGCCGGUCAGAGUGAGUUCUGGUUGUUCUGUUGGGUCGGAUGGUUAUGAUUUGGGCAUGGAGGCUUCUUCCAAUGGUAGUGAACCAAUUCAACCAAGAGACCACUGCUUAGCAAGAAGGGAGGCGAAUGAGGCGACACAUUCAGUGACGGGAGAUUCGAUAGUAAAUCUUCCUUCGAGAGGGGAAAUGGAUGAAUUUUUCGUUCGCUCCGAGCAGCAACAGCAGGCUCUUUUCAUUGACAAGUACAAUUACGACAUCGUGAAUGAUUUACCUCUACCGGGACGUUAUGAUUGGGUGAAAGUGAGCCAGUAAUUACCUGGACGCCGUGAAGUUUACGGCUCUUCAGCCAUUCCCAUUGUCUUCUUCAACUAGUGUAAUCACAGUAACCUCUAGAUGUGUGUAGUUUAGUAACCAUUAGGUGUGUUGUUGUUGUUGUCAUUUAUGUGUAGUUUAACCUCUAGGUGAGUCAUUAU